Molecule: messenger RNA, 2583 nt
Organism: Haliotis rubra (blacklip abalone)
Lineage: Eukaryota; Metazoa; Mollusca; Gastropoda; Lepetellida; Haliotidae
Exons: 18
Coding region: 1-2580 (859 amino acids)
Source: RefSeq, a predicted model, not a curated record
AUGCGAUCCCCGCUUGGUGUCAGGUCCCCCUCUUUUGUAACAGGACCUCAUGGGAUGAUGGCGUCAUCAUUAAAUAUGCUUCAAUUCAUGGUGGUGCUCGCCCUUGUUGCCAUGGUAACUGGUGAGUUUACCUUCGUCUGCCCCCAGUUACCAUCUACUACUGGUCCCGAUUUGCCCCAGCUGCCAACACAAUAUGAAAUGAGAGUGGAGGCCAAUAUUGUACAGUCUCAGCAAACAAUUGAGGUCUUGGAAAGUUAUGACUUCGAAUCAAAGCAAGUUGCACUGACGAUAACUAGAAACGGACAGGCCACCAAAAGUAUUCACAAUUUCAACACACAGGAACGAUAUGACAUUCUAGCAAAUGAAACGUGCAUCACCACAAGCAUCAACAACGGCAGCGAGAACUUCAAUGUCUUUGGCUUCACGUUGAGAGGAACAGACGGGAAGAUUCAUAUGGCUUCAGUGUCGGACGUUUUCAAGUUUUCGAAAAAAUACAAUGUUUCAUAUGUUGGUGAAACAAUGGUUCGGGGCAUCCCGGUGAACCAGUGGACUUCCUGUCAAGUAUCGCCUGAGCUCCACUCCACCUUCAGACUCGACUACUACUUCAGCCGGCCGGGCUAUAAAAGUGCCAGUGGCAAUGAGAUCAUCCCCAUCCGAUUUGACAUCAAUGGACAGGGGAGUGGGUCUUGGUGGGGAGAGAUCCUGACGGAAAAAGUCUCCAGUACCACAUGCUUAUCUGCCAGUGGGGAGUUCCAAGGAAAUCAGCUGGACAACGUGGCGACAUCAGGCAUUCACAACUUCUCCCAUGUAUACGAGUUCUCCGUCUUCAAACCAGGGCCAAUCAAGGACAUGAGUGUUUUUGAGACACCUCGAGGAGUUGUAUGCACUGGACGGAAGAGUUCUGUCCCCUUGCCGAAACUUGUCGACCAGUUCACACUUGACGUGGAGGUUGAUUCAGGGAACCAGACACCACCUCAGAAUAUGAAGGCAUACUUUGACUACAAUUUCAAGAUGCUGAGGUUCGACAGGUUUUACAGUAAGGAUGACAGGCACCAGUACGGAGCUGGCCUGAUCACCAAGAUUGAGGACUAUAAAACAGGUUUGGAGUACGUGAUUGACCGAGCGGAGGGCAACUGUACAAUCCAGAAGAUGCCGGAGAAGAUAUGGAGGACUGUGGUGGGGGAUCCACACAACAUUACAAUGAUGCAUGCCCAGGAAUUGUUGAAGCUCAAGGACAAGUCUUUUGUGUACCAAGGGGUGCGAAUGUUGCGUGGGAUUCCAGUGAAUGUUUGGGCCAAUGUCACCAAGAAUAACAUGGUACAAGAGGUUUACUUCAUGAAGCAAGCACCUGUGUCAGGAAAACCGUCACCCAACUCUCUCAUAGUAGGCAUGUACUUCAGAAACAUCACAGCCUCCAAUCUUAUGAAAACAUCAGGUCAGGGUCAACCACAACCAGGUCAAGGUCAACCACAGCCAAGUCAAGGUCCACCAGGCCAAGGUCAACCACAGCCAGGUCAAGGUCAAGGUUCACCAGGUCAAGGAUCAGGAAAUAGGAAUGGCACACAAAGAAAUUUCCAUGAGAAGUUUCUGAACAUUUUCAACUUCCACGUUGGCCACCCCGACCCGGAGGUGUUCGACAUCAGCCCAUGUUACCAGGGAAUGACAAAGAGGAGUCUGUAUCUCACCUUUACUACCUCAGGGAACUACUACGAGGAUGUGUAUGGACACAAGACCAUCUUCUUCCCCCUUCUCAGGAAUUCACUGGCCAACAGUGCAAAUGUCUCCGCCAUCAGAAUCGCAGACAUUAAGGUGAGACAAGAUGAUGACAAUAAAGACCAUAUAAUUGUGUCAUUCACGUUGCUGGACAAGGCCCCAAUCAAAGGAAAUGUGAUCAACCUGCCCAGCGAGACUUCACUGGAGAAAGCCUACCAACUUAUCAUGAAGUCCUCUAAUCACGGCAUCGUCUUUGGCGUCAACUAUCCCAAACACCCCAAGAUAUUUAUUGUACACCCAUACUCCAUGAAACUGGCUGUGUCUUCACCCGUGGAGGCCAGCGUUCCUACAGCGCAGGGUCAAUGGCAGGUCUGGGGAUUGGGAUGGUCAUCUUCGGCACCGUCAUCGGACUCCUCAUUGCCUUUAUCGUCUACCAACGCAUCCACACCGAAGUGCCCUACGAGAGGAACUAGACAACAUUGUCCGGAAACCUGCAGAACGAUUAGUGGUCUGCAAUUUGUCCGACGCAGUAAUGGUGUGAUGCAUCCUGGGUUACCUGGGGUUAUCCAUUUUCGAGUCACAGUGCCAUUUAAAAAAUGGUCAAAUGUAACAUAUGUUACGCUUGGGAUUAUACUUUCCCGGUUAAGGACAGAUUCUUGUACUAUUUUCUUUUGGGGUGGUUGGGUCCCUUCCAGGAUUCGAACCCACACCCUAAGAGUGAGGCACCUUAUCACCAGUCCACACUCACUCAGCCACCACAGCUUCCAUCAAAAUGGAAGUUUGUCCAGUGGUAUAGUCCGUUUGGCUCAAAAGAGGACCAAUGAAUUGCAAUCUAACUCGAAAACUGAGAAACAUAAUACUCAAUGAAAC